CAUCAAUUGAUUACAAAACAUUUCGAAUUCAAUUACUCAUAAUCAAAUUAUUUUAAAAAUGGAACUUCAUAAAAGAUUAGUUCGAUUACAAAAAGCAGCAGCAGAGGAAACAAAACCAUCAAAUCCACCACUUAACGAAAGCAACACAUCAAACAACAGCGACAAGUCAAUUCCUCCACCAAGAAGACGAGGAAGUCCAUCACCAUCAUACAACAUGUUUAAGUCACUAGAACAUCACAGUGGAUGCUCAUGGCGUAAACCAAACUUUCAAUAUGGAAAUGGAAUUUUAGGGCUGCAUCAAGAAAUCGAGCAGUUUUAUGCACACAUGUUACCAACUCCACUUGAACAUACAGCAAGAUUGGAAGUCAUUUCAAGAAUUGAAUCGUUGAUUGUAAAGCUAUUUCCACAUGCCAGCGUUGAAGUUUAUGGAUCAUUUCGUACAGCAUUGUACUUACCAACAAGUGACAUUGAUAUGGUUGUGAUUGGAGAUUGGCAGAAUUUGCCAUUAAGGAUGAUAGAAAAUGAACUGAUUAUGAAUCUUAUAGCUGAGCCACAUGCUGUAAAAGUUCUAGAUAAAGCUACAGUUCCAAUCAUCAAGUUAACAGACACAAAAACUCAAAUCAAAGUUGACAUUUCAUUUAACAUGAGUUCAGGUAUUCAAACUGCUGAGCUUAUUCGAGAAUAUAAACGUCAAUAUCCAGUGCUAUCAAAAUUGGUGAUGGUCGUUAAGCAGUUCUUGUUGCAACAUGACUUGAAUGAAGUUUUUACUGGUGGCAUCUCAUCAUAUUCAUUGAUCCUGAUGUGCAUAAGCUUUCUGCAACUUCAUCCAAGACAGAAUUUUAAGAAUGUCAAUUUGGGGCUUUUGCUGCUUGAAUUCUUGGAAUUGUAUGGACGAAAAUUCAAUUACUUAACAACAGGCAUCAGCAUCAAAAACGGAGGCAGAUAUGUCGACAAAGAUGUUUUACAGAAACAAAUGAAAGCGGACUUACUUUAUCCAAGUAUUUUGUGUAUUGAAGAUCCACUAACACCCGGCAAUGACGUAGGAAAGGCAUCACAUGGAGCACUUCAAGUUAGAGAAGCUUUUGAACAUGCUUACAUUACUUUAUGUCAAGCUGUUGCACCGAACAAUACUCAACUUAAUGACUGCAACAAGCAAAGCAUAUUAGGACGUAUAAUAAGAAUUAGUGAUGAAGUCAUUGGAUUUCGUGGAUGGAUUCAAGCUGAAAUUGUGAGAAGAUUGAUGCGUGAAAAGCUGGCAUCCAGGAAACUGAAAAAUAAGUCAAAUGAAAGUCGAUCAAGUUCUAGUUCUGAUGAUGUUUCUGAAUUCAAUGAGAGUCAUGAUUAGAAUAACUUGUCGAAUCGGUCGUGAAUGGUAAUAGAUUCACGGGUUUUAGUAUUAAUUGACAAAAAUCUUCAAUUUGAGAUUUAUAAGAAUAAGUUUAUUUUAAUGUAAAUAUUUAAUUU
Chironomus riparius is the source of this 1464-nucleotide messenger RNA. Lineage: Eukaryota; Metazoa; Arthropoda; Insecta; Diptera; Chironomidae. The record is from the annotation of a GenBank genome assembly.